AUGACCACCACCGCCGCCCCUAGCGAUAGUGGAAACGACAGAAUCAAACUGUCUACCCUUCAUAUCGAAAAUGCCGAUGCCGAUGAUCUCAGGCACCGGAAGUUCAAGAGCGCUCGAGGCGGUGCAGACACCGCGCUUGCUCUCUUCAGUGAUGUCGACGAGAUCAGUCAACCGCACGACCCGGCCGAAGAGAAGGAACUCAUUAGGAAGAUUGACUGGAUGAUCCUCCCGUAUCUAUCCGUUUGUUAUGUCUUCUUCUAUCUCGACAAGACUACGCUCUCUUACGCAGCAAUUUUUGGCAUCUCGGAAGAUCUUCACCUCGUCGGCAAUGAAUACAGCUGGUUGUCCUCAAUCUUCUACUUCGGGUUCAUGAUCUGGGCGUUACCGACCAACCUUCUGAUGCAACGAUAUCCAAUUGGCAAAUACCUUAGCAUCAACAUCAUUGCAUGGGGUAUCCUCCUCAUGCUCCAGGCGGCCGCGACCAACUUCGCCUCGCUGGCCGCUCUCCGAGCGCUCAGUGGUGCCGCAGAAGCCUGUGCGGAUCCCGCAUUCAUGAUCAUCACCGUCAUGUGGUACACACGGCGAGAACAACCGAUCCGGAUCGGCCUCUGGUACACGUCACUCGGUCUUGGAAUUGCGGGCGGUGGCCUCCUGGGUUACGGAAUCGGGCAGAUCCGUCACGUACUCCCAAGCUGGAAGUAUGAGUUCCUGAUUGUCGGAGCACUAUGCUCCGCUUGGGGUGUUGUCAUGUUCUUCCUCCUGCCCGACUCCCCAGUAACUGCUCCGGUCUUGUCUUUGAAACAAAGAAAGAUGGCUGUGGAGCGCCUCCGCGAAAAUCAGACUGGAGUGGAGAACAAGCAGUUCAAGCUCUAUCAGAUGGUGGAAGCCGUGACAGACGUUAAGGUGUUCCUGUUUUUCAUGAUUGCUUUGCUACAAGCCAUGGUCAACGGCGGAAUAACAAACUUUGGGACGUUAAUUGUGAAAGGAUUCGGCUACUCCACACUUGGAACGAACCUCCUUCAGAUUCCCUACGGCGCUUUUAUAUCGUUUGUAAUCCUUGCGUGCGUCUUUAUCAACAACAAGGUACCUGGAAACAAAAGAUGUCUCAUGCUUUUGGUUUUCCUGGCCCCCAAUGUUGCCGCAACAUUCGGCAUGCGAUUCGUCUCAACGGAGCAGAAAGUUGGGCGAUUAAUCUGCUAUUACUUGACCGGCUCGUACAAUGCAUCUUUUGUCAUGCUCCUUGCUCUGACAACUGGCAAUAUCGCAGGCCACACCAAAAAGGUUGUGACCAACGCGUGUUUGUUUGUCGGGUAUUGCGUUGGGAAUAUUGCAGGCCCUUUCUUUUACAAAGAGGACCAAGCGCCUGUAUACAGCCUCGGCAUCUGGAGUAUGAUUGUGUCUCAUUUGCUUGAGGUUGUAGUUGUGAGCUUGCUAUGGUUUCUUUUACGGAGAGAGAAUCGUAAGCGAGAUCAACUGCAAAACGUCGAAGGCAUGGUCGACCCUGGGCGCCAAGAGGCAGAAAUGGACAGCACGGCUUUCAGCGACUUGACGGAUAAGGAGAACUUGAACUUCCGAUAUAUAUAUUAG
This is a messenger RNA of Lasiodiplodia theobromae, 1587 nucleotides long. RefSeq names its product MFS allantoate transporter. The transcript has 4 exons. The record is from RefSeq and is a predicted model, not a curated record. Gene Ontology annotation, molecular function: transmembrane transporter activity. Gene Ontology annotation, cellular component: membrane. Lineage: Eukaryota; Fungi; Ascomycota; Dothideomycetes; Botryosphaeriales; Botryosphaeriaceae. Gene Ontology annotation, biological process: transmembrane transport. Bases 1 to 1587 code for a protein of 528 amino acids.